Mauremys mutica (yellowpond turtle) is the source of this 3384-nucleotide messenger RNA. It is a transcript of the gene ARHGAP4, whose product is annotated as Rho GTPase activating protein 4. Gene Ontology annotation, cellular component: cytoplasm. NCBI's taxonomy places the organism in Eukaryota, Metazoa, Chordata, Testudines, Geoemydidae. The transcript is spliced from 23 exons. Gene Ontology annotation, biological process: negative regulation of cell migration; signal transduction. Bases 181 to 2979 code for a protein of 932 amino acids. The record is from RefSeq and is a predicted model, not a curated record. Gene Ontology annotation, molecular function: protein binding.
GCUUCACUUCCUCCCCCCCGCAGGGCUGGGCCGGACGCGGGGGGCGGGGCGGGGCGGGCCGGACGCGGGGGGCGGGGCUAGGCGCAUCCGCAGCGUGGGGCGCUGGGACCCGCCGCGGAGCGCCCGGAGGGGGCGAAGGAUCCUGCGCGGCUCGGAUCGGGCCCCCCGCGCAGCCCCGGGAUGAGCGCGCUGGGCAGGGCGCGCAAGGAGCGCUGGCCGCAGGCUGAAUAUGAGGCGCAGGCGAAAGAGUUGCGUGGCCAGCUGGGCGAGCAGCAGCGGGGACGGGAGGCCCAGGCCGAGGUCCGGCUGCAGCUGCUCCAGGACAUGGGCGACUUCCUGCGGCGAAAGGCCGAGCUGGAGCAGGAAUAUUCCCGCGGGCUGGAGAAGCUGUCGGAGAGAUUCACCGCCCGGCUGCGCGGGGCCAAGGAGCACCCCAGGAGGGAGCAGGACCCGCCGUCCCCGCUGCGGUGCUGGCAGCUGGUGCUGAAUCUGACCCGCCAGGCCGGCCGGGACCACGGGGCCCUGAGCGAUAUUUACGCAGGGCCCCUGACGCUGCACCUGACCCAGCUCAGCGACGACCUGGGGCGCCUGGUCAAGAAGAGCCGAGACCUGGAGCAGCAGAUGCAGGACGAGCUGCUGACGAUGAUUUCUGAGCUGCAGAUGGCUAUGAAAAGCUACCAGACGCACCACGCGGAGAGCCAGAGCGCGGAGAACAAGCUGCGGGACGCCGAGCGGCAGGAGGAGAAGAGGGGGGGCCGGCAGCCCCCCGAGCCGGGGGGAGCCGGGCAGGACAAGAUGGCCCGACGCGCCUCCCUCCGCAAGGGGGAGCGGCUGGUGGAGAAGCGCCAGGCCCGGUUCCUGGCAGCGCAGUCGAAGUGCACAGCGGCGCGGAACGAUUAUCUCCUGCACCUGGGAGCCACCAACGCCGUCGUCAGCAACUACUACCUGCGGGACGUCUCCGACAUCCUCGACUGCUCGGACCUUGGGUUCCAUCUGUCCCUGGGCCGCCUGCUGCGGACGUACCUGGUGGCCGAGGGCCGGGCCCAGAGCUCCUGGCAGGAGGGGCUGGGGGCGCUGGAGGGGGCCGUGCUCGCCCUGGACCCCCCCGGGGACAAGGCCCGGCUGAUGGAGGCCAACCCGGCCGCGUACUGCCCCCCCCCGCGCUUCGAGUACCACCCCCAUGAGGGCGACGAGGUGACGGAGGUCCAGGCCGUGGGGUCCCUGCGCCCGGAGCUGCUGCUGCAGUGGCAGGACAUCGAGUUGCGGCUGAAGGACCUGAGCCUGGAGACCGAGGAGGUGAACAAGACGCUGCAGGCGACGCUGAGCAGCUUCCGGGAGCUGCUGGGGGCCGAGGAGCCCGAGGAGCCGGAGGCCUUCGGGGGCCUGGGCUCGUCCGAGUCGCUGCGGGGGGCCGGCGCCGAGGGGCGCGGCGGGGCCAGGAGACGGGCCCAGCACCUGGAGACAGAGACCUUCUACCUCACGAAGCUGGAGCUGUUCCUGACCCGCCGGAGCAUCGGGGCGAAGUUACAGUCGAAGCUGGAGACGCUGGGCGAGGCCAUCGCGAAGGCAGCCGCUGAGGACGGCGAGGAGCUCAGGGCCCUUCCGCGCGCCCCCCACCCCCGCCUCCGAGCCGCAUGCGCCUCCUUCCCCACAGACCUGGAGGACUUUGUGCAGAAAUCUGGCCAGGCCGUCCCGCUGGUGGUGGAGAGCUGCGUCCGCUUCCUCAGCCUGCACGGUCUCCAGCACGAGGGGAUCUUCCGGGUGCCGGGCUCGCAGAUGCGGGUGACUGAAAUCCGGGAGGCCUUCGAGAGAGGUGAGGACCCGCUGGCGGGCGGCUCCUACCCCCGGGACCUGGACUCGGUCGCCGGGGUCCUGAAGUUGUUUUUUCGGGGGCUGCAGAAGCCCCUGAUUCCGCCGGACGUUUUCCCGGAGCUGCUGGUCACGGCCCAGCUGGAGUCCCCGUCCGAGCGCAUCUCCCACCUCCGCGCCCUCCUGGCCCGGCUCCCGGGGCCCGUGGUCGUCGUCCUGCGAUAUCUCUUCGGCUUCCUCAACCACGUGUCCCAGCACAGCGAGGAGAACAUGAUGACCCCCUACAAUCUGGCCGUCUGCUUCGGGCCCACGCUGGCGGCCGCCCCCCCCGGCCUGGACCCCGUCUCCACCCAGCCCCACGCCAACGAGGCCGUCAAGUGCCUGAUCCUGCACCCCGAGGCCGCCUUCCCGCCCCCCGGCCCGCUGCCCGGCCCCCUCUACGAGAGCCGCGCGGCGCCGCCCGACGAGGACGGCGAGACGCUGCCCCUGGACCCCGCGGCUGAGGAGAGCGAGGGGGACGGGCCCCCCGAGACGUCGGCCACGCCCAGCGAGGAUGACCCCGAGGCCCCCCCCGAGGCUGUGGCACGUUUCUCCUACGAGGGGCGCUCGGCCCAGGAGCUCUCGUUCCAGCCGGGCGACCGGAUCCGGCUGCUGGCCAAGGCCUCCCCAGACUGGUGGCGCGGGGAGCUGGGGGGGGCCCGCGGCCUGGUGCCCCACAAGUACAUCAGCCUGAUCCCCAGCGCCGAGAAAAGCCGGAGUCGCCGAACCUCGGGGUCGGACGGAGACGCUGCGUCCCCCCCAGCUGAGCCGACACCAGAGUCAAUCAGCAGGCUGCGGGUGAACUCGGAGGGCAGCCGGGGGCGCCAGCGACCCGGGACCAGCCCCAUUCGCAAACUGGCUUCUCCCUUCAUCGACUCGGGGCGUCUGCCCUUCCCCCUUCAGCUCCCCAGUGCCCCCCGGGCUGUCGACAGGACGGAGCGGGGGGCUCUGGGGGUUGGAGCCCCCGGCGGUCACCCGAAUAGUGGAGAGAAACACGGGGCCCCGGAGAAGCACGUGGAGAUGGACAAGGCCGUGACGCGGAACAUGGACUCCGUGUUCAAGGAGCUGCUCAGCAAAAGCGGGGGAAAGCGGGGGGGGGCGACGCUGUCCCCGAGCCCCCUGAGGCCCUAGAGCCCCCAGACCCGCCCUGGCCCCCCAAAACCUGCCUUCGGUCUGCGCAACAAAGGGCUCUUCAAAGCCGCCGGGAGCAGCCCCCAGCGCCUCGUGCCCAUGGGGCUCCCUGCCCCCCGCUUUGAGCACAGCUUUGUACCCGGGGGAGGGGGAAGCUGCUGUCUGUUGGGGGCCCCCCACCCCAAAUAAUGUUUGCUUAAAUUCUCUGUGUGUCUGUUAGAGCCCGGACGCCUGGGUUGUCUCCCCGGCUCCGGGAGGGGAGUGGCGGGGCUGGGAGCCCGGACUCCUGGGUUCUAUCUCCCCCAUUCCUAGGCAGCCCCCCAGGGUUUGAGGGCCCCACCUGUUGAUAACAUGAUCCCAGCCCCCCCCCCGGCGAUGAACGCAGUAAAGGGGCCACUCCCAAGG